AAGCCUACAAUGGGUUGCCCCCGAGCGCUCACGGACUGUUGAGCGGCUCUUGGCGCUGACUUGCAUAUGAGCCAUGCUCUGGAGUCACCUUCACAAGUUAUCAUCCCUCGUUCUCCCCAUCUCCAUAAACACCAUCAUCUGUCUGGCUAAAACAGUCAUGAGCAAUUGGAUUGGAAGUUCAAAUUACUCCGUCCUUGUACAAUCCAACAUGACUCCUGAAAAACAAGACUGCCGAUAUGCACUUCACACAUUUUCGCGGAGUACUCCCGCGUUUUCACUAGACUGCUGUCACGGACCGGCCAUUCUACAUGCUAAAGAUUCGCACCGCGUCGGCGCUGUCUGCAAACUAGAAGACGGAUUCUCUUCCCGAGCGCUUCCAGUACGACUUGUGGUCAUACAUAUCACUCGCGUAGUGCUCGAGCAUUCUGCUCAUUCCAAAUACGCAACAAGAUCUCCCUUUACCUAA
This is a messenger RNA of Truncatella angustata, 466 nucleotides long. RefSeq lists its product as uncharacterized. The record is from RefSeq and is a predicted model, not a curated record. Lineage: Eukaryota; Fungi; Ascomycota; Sordariomycetes; Amphisphaeriales; Sporocadaceae. The transcript has a single exon. The coding region runs from base 74 to 466 and encodes 130 amino acids.